Molecule: messenger RNA, 348 nt
Organism: Fulvia fulva
Lineage: Eukaryota; Fungi; Ascomycota; Dothideomycetes; Mycosphaerellales; Mycosphaerellaceae
Exons: 2
Coding region: 1-348 (115 amino acids)
Source: RefSeq, a predicted model, not a curated record
AUGUGGGGACAGAUCAUGGAUGAAGCCGUUACGACUAUACCUGACAGCUUCCAAUCGCUUCACUUCUUCUUCACAAGCUGCAAGUGGAUCCUCCGAAUUCUUCAAGCGAUAUUAGAACACUCUUCAAACGCAUUCGAGCUCCGUACUCCUGCAACCUUCCGUCACACACCACCGCAGAGUCCAGCUCUUGAGACCUACUACCGCAACAAUCAAGCAAUACCACCACCACACGACAACAACAUCGGCACCGAGACUAUGCAUUGCGCCCUGGGUGAUGACUACUUCGAGACUGAAGAGAUUGCGGACAUGACGAGCGACGACUUCUUCACCGAUGGAGACUACAAAUAA